Messenger RNA from Vombatus ursinus (common wombat), 3232 nucleotides. RefSeq names its product NADH-cytochrome b5 reductase-like (gene CYB5R5). Bases 101 to 1144 code for a protein of 347 amino acids. Gene Ontology annotation, molecular function: oxidoreductase activity. The record is from RefSeq and is a predicted model, not a curated record. The transcript has 8 exons. Lineage: Eukaryota; Metazoa; Chordata; Mammalia; Diprotodontia; Vombatidae.
CCCAGACUCAGGCCGGUAAGGGAGAGUCGGCGAAGUACUGGCCACGCCCCGAAGAGGCGGAGCUCAGCAGAGCGGCCCGCAACGGAGGGUCUGUCUGCUGAUGAUGGAGGAGAAGGAGGAAGGUGAUGAUGAGGAAGCCUGGCUGCAACUCCGACCCACUGAACCUUUGCCUGCUCAAUGCUGUGGCGGCGGCUGCAAACCCUGCGUGUUUGACAUCUACUACCAGGAGCUCGCUUGGUGGGAAAAAGCCCAGGCCAAGAAAGAUAAGAGCCUCCUGUGGAGAAAGAAGGAAGAGCAACGCCGCCCAGAGCUGAGCCUGGAAACCUUUCGGGCCUUCAGCAUUAGCGCCAUGGAGCAGCUGACGGACGACACCUGCCGGGUCCGCUUUGCACUGCCUGGGAACACGCAGCUGGGGCUGAGCCCCGGACAGCAUCUCAUCUUACGGGGGACCGUGGAUGGUUUGGAAAUUCAGAGAGCCUACACCCCAAUUAGCCACGGGAACACUGAGGGGUAUUUUGAAGUUUUAAUUAAGUGCUAUGAGACGGGGCUCAUGUCCCAGUAUGUCAAGUCCUGGAAAGUUGGCGAUGCAGCAUUUUGGCGAGGACCUUUUGGAGGCUUCCCCUACAGAGCGAACCAGAAUGGAAGCUCCUUGAGGACAGGAACUGUUUCAGUUUCGUCUCUGUGUCCCCAUUGCCAAGCACAAUGUCUGGCACAUAGUAGGCACGUCGUUUUGCAGUAUGGUGAGCUUCUCAUGCUGGCCGCGGGCACUGGCCUGGCGCCCAUGCUGCCCAUCCUGAAGGAGAUCACAGACAAUGAGGAGGACGAGACAUUCCUCACCUUGGUCAGCUGCUUCAAGACCUUUGAGGGCAUCUACCUGAAGCCCCUCCUCCAGGACCAGGCUCGCUAUUGGAACGUUCGGACCUUCUUCGUACUCAGUCAGGAAGCUUCUCUGGACAAACUGCCCUGGAGCUACCAAGAGAAGACCCACCUGGGCCGUCUAAGCCAGGCGCUGGUGCAGGAGCUGGUCGACUCCUGCCGGAGGAAGCCCUUUGCCCUGGUCUGCGGCCCACCCGAGUUCGUUAGCGACAUGGCCUUGUGUUUGCAGGGGGCCGGGCUGACCCAGGGGUCCUACUUCCUGUUUUAGCACCGGCCGGCCAUGGAAGGAGCAGAGAAGCCGGAGAGAGGACGUCACAGCCCAUCCCUCCGACCCCGUCGUUACGGCCGAGGAGAGGGUGGCCCAGGGAGGUUAGAGCUUUGGGUCAAGGUGGCGGCGUUAGAGGAAGCAAACGCUAUCACAGAGGAAAGAACACCGGAGCCAGAGGCAGAGGACUGGAGUUCACAUCCUCCACAGCAAACACCCCUCAAGAGGGGUGACCCAGCUUCCACUUGCAGACCUGUAGUGAUGGGCAGCUCAUCGUCUCCCGAGGCAGUCCAAUUCACAGCAGGCCAGCUCCAGGUUAUAGAAAAUUCUUCCUGACACCGACCUGAAGUCUGCCCCAGUCCAUCUACUCAUUGGUCCAAAUUCUACCCUUUCUCCUUGAGGUCCUUAAAGACAGCUCUCCUGUGCCCGAUGAGCCUUCUCAUCCCCAAGCCGAGCUUCUGGGGUCCUUGCGUAGUCUUCACACGCGGCAUGGUCUCUGCCCAUUGCCUUUAAUUCUGCCUUCAGGGCCAAGCUCAGAAUCACAGGAUCUCAGGGCUGGGGAGGGAAGCCAGGGGCCGCCUCGUCUAAUUGCUGCUACCUGAACGGGAAUCAACAACGCCCCUGACAAGCAGUCAUCAUCCUGCUGUGUAAUACUUCUAGUGACGGAGACCUCAUUACCUCAUGAGGCGGCCCAUUCCAGGCUCGGACAGUUCUGACGGCUAAAACGAUGUGUCCUGGUUUCAGGCCAAAUGAUCAGCUUCUCUGUGCCUUGCCCCGCUUGUUUCUGGGCAUAGGGCAUUGAUGGGGGCACAGAGGGAGCCUCAGUGUUGUGGGAGGCAUGGGUUAGGGAGGAGGGAGUAGAGACAAACUGCUCAUUCCACGGCAUUACCAUCGGCCACCAUGUCUUCAGAUCUCCCAGGAAUGGGGGAAAGCCCAGUGGAUUCACUUAGAAAAGGACUCUUGAGCUCCUGAGAGGUUUCUCCUGUGAGCGAGUGGUCAUAGGUCUUGGGAUUUAGAAGGGGUCUUAGAAAGCCUUGCUCCAAGCCCCUCGCUUAACUGAUCAGCUGAUGGUGGCCCAAGGUCAUAAAGGCAUUGAACAGCAGAGCCAGCAUCUGAACCCAGGUCUUUGGCGUCCAUUAUAGCCUGGGCUCUUCUCCCUUUACCUCACCUGUCACUAACUGCAGGCUCUGUUGUCUUAUAUCAGAAGCUCCUUGCCUUCAUGUCAAAGACGUGGAGGCAGGACACCUGCCCUCUAGGGGCAUGGCUCUGUCCCAAGUGGGCUGGGUUGGUACAUCCAGGUAUAGGUUGUCUCCCAUGAUAGAAUGUAAGCUCUUUGAGAGCAGGGGCUAUUUCUUUGUGUCCCUAGUGCCUAGCACAGUGCCUCACACAUAGCUGGUGCUCAAUAAAUGCUCGUAAAUGGAUUGAUUGUGUGGACACAGCUAGAUGUGCUCCAGGGUGAGUCAGGCAGGCUGGGGGGAGGUGGUUAUCAGAACGCUGGUCAGCAAAGUAGAGGUAAGGACACAAAGCUGCGCUGUCCAGGAGGUGGAGGGGCAGCAAUAGUCCCGCUGUCUUCUACCCUGGUCAGACCACAUCAGGAAAGGAAGGUCCUUGACCCCCAGGAGUUCACAGGAAGGGAACCUCAAGUCCAACCCUCUCAUUUUACAGAUAAGGAAACUGAGGCCACGGGGGUUUAAUGACUUGCCCAAGGUCACACAGUUAAUAUAAAAGGCAGGAUUUGAAUCCACUUUCUCUGACUCCGGAACUUCUGCUAAGAAAAUAUAAGCAGGAGAAUUAAAUUACCUUUAUGACAUGUGGGUGUCACAAGGUUUUGUAUGUAAGAUGACGGCUUUUCCCCAGUAAACUCACAGAAAAGAGGAAAAAUAGUCUCAUGUGUUAGACUACUGUUAACAGCUUUUGGUGUUUGCUGGAUUAUUCGUGGAUGUUCAACCCAAGGUCAUUCAUUCACGCAGCCUGGGGGUCCGGUCCUGUUGUCUCACCGUCCACCUCUCCUAUACACCCUUCUCUCCAUUCACACAAUCCCUCUUGACCUCUCACCUGGAUUAUUUUUUCUUUUUAUUGAUUUUGUUAAUA